Messenger RNA from Clonostachys rhizophaga, 807 nucleotides. The record is from the annotation of a GenBank genome assembly. NCBI's taxonomy places the organism in Eukaryota, Fungi, Ascomycota, Sordariomycetes, Hypocreales, Bionectriaceae.
AUGGCUGAAGUCGAAAGUAUCCAUAGGCAGCAGCAGUGCACCUCAUGGAGCUUUGCUGCUGAUUUCUUCUCGGCCGCAUGUGCCGCAGCGCUUGUUGCUCCAUGGGUGAAUGCUAUUGACAAGAUGAUAUACUACCGCGUUGCAAAGGGAGACUCCUUCAAAGAUUCCUGCAAGUCCUUCCUCUCGAAGCCCAAGAAACUGCUUGGGGCCUUCCACAUAUGCUUCCUCGUUUACUUUGGCACGUAUGCCACAGCCAACCUGCUCAACUCGUUCUGUACCAUCGAUGACUCCUACGAUCCUGCCACCAUGUCCGCCUCGUCUGCCAAGCUCUCGACGACUCGCUUCUGUGUAUCCGCUGCUGUCGGGACGGGGCUUUGUCUGUACAAGGAUGGUUAUGUGGCCAGGGCCGUAGGGAAAGCGUCUUUGCCUCUCUUCUCGUACAUAUUGUUUGCCGCUCGCGAUGCCACGACCUGCUUCACCUCGUUUCAACUCCCGCCUCUAGUUGCCCAGUUAUCCGCCUCGUCUCUUGCAAACCCAGCCUUGAACACUGCCAAAUCCGGAAAUUCAGAGCUAGCCAACCUCGCCUCGCUUGCUGCAGCCCAGUUGGUCAGUACACCGAUACAUGUAUUGGGCCUUGACCUACACAACCGUCGGAAGAAAUCAACGGCUCGUCAGCGAAUUCAGGCUCUUUGGAAGCAUGCACCGGCUGUUUCGUCGCUGCGGAUGGCGAGGGUGAUGCCGACGUUCUUUAUUGGGAAUUCGGUCAACACCACGUUCAGAAGCUCCAUGAUUGACAUUGGGCUCUAA